GGCGAUGGCUCCCAUCCCGCAGGCGGUCGUCGCCGCACCCAUCGAGAACGAGGACGACUGUCCUGUCUGCCUCGAGCCCUUGAGCUUCUCCUUCCGCAUUCCGGGGGAAAAGCCACACAUCGUGCCAGAGUGUGGGCAUGCACUGCAUGAGGCUUGUUUCUCGGCUGUGUAUGGGCCGCUCUCAUCCAGGACCGGUGCCGGUCGAAAGACCAAUUUAGGCGUGUGCGGUGUGUGUCGCCGACCCAUGAAGGUAGGCGACGGCGAUAGCAGCAAGAACAACAAACUUGCUGCGCUUACCGGAAUGGGAGGAAAGCGGCUGCAGAAUACCACUCAGCUGUACCCCGGACUCGAAAACGCGGGUGUGGCACGGCCAGGAGAGAUGGCGUACAUGUCCCCUCGACCAGGUGCUCGAACUCCCGUCAUUAUCGACUCACAAAGCCCGACGGACGACGAUGCCCUCGAACCCAUCCGUUCCCCGCCUGCCUCAACGCAUUCAUCUCUUUCCGGCCAGCAGAGCGUCUAUGUCACCACUCCUGGUAUUCAAGUGCGCCCAGAGUUCCCCACCAUCCCGCGCAAUGGACAGCCCACUCAGGCGAUGACAUGCAUCGUCAUUGUCGAGCUGCCAAAUCGCAAGCCGCCCGACAUGAGGAGUCCCAUUGGCCGUGGGAGGAUGGAUUCCAGCUGGGGUGCCGAUCAGAGGAUAAUGAGGGGUCGUGAAUUCGAGGAUAGGGAGCCGGUGACGGCCUCCUCUCCCUCCUACCACUCCGGCCCACUUCGACCUUGGGAGAGAGAGGAGCGUCAGACUGGCGGCUCGAUUGACGUCGGCCCAGUAUCUCCCAUAUCCCCCAAAGAAGUCCUCGAACCCACACCACAGUCGCCCAAUAUACCUUUGCCUCCCGUCAUCGAGACGCCAAACCCUGCAUUCCAACGUAUUGCAGAUGAUCUCAAGGCGCGCAUUGCUGAUUGGAAGGGGCACGAGUUGGCGCAGAUGGGUGCCCUUCAGAUGUUUGAUAUUCUCAAGGUCCGGCGAGACUCCCAGAUUCGCGAGUUUUACGUCUACCUCUUCAGGGAGGCGGUUAUCUGCGUUAUUGAGGAGAAGAAGAAGGGCCUAAACCGGAUACUGGGAGCGACUUCCUCGAGCGGUGGUGUAGAGGGCGGCGGCAAAGGCAGUCUGAGACUGAAGGGCCGCAUAUACAUCAAGCAUAUACGCACCGUGACAGAGUCAGACGAAAAGGACCCAGAGCAGAGUCUCACAGUCCACAUGGAGGAUGAGAGCUUCAUCCUCAUUUACCCCGAUAGGACCAGCAUGCAAAAUUGGGCACGACAUGUCAUGGCGUUGGUUGAAGACAGCAGGCGCCGUGACGGCCUUCCUCCCAGUUCCGAGAAGAACUCCGACCCCGAGUGCGAGUCUGGUCCGCCCGUGGCUAUGUUUAACAGUGGCAAGGCCGCCAAGCUCCUUGGUGGUGGACCUGUGCCAUCCGGUAGGGAUGGUCGUGAUGGAGCCAGCCUGGCGCCCUCAGGCAGCGGUGGGACGACAAUGUCUGACAGCGCUGCGAGUGCUACGGAAGAUAGCCUCCUGCAGUCCUCGCAACGCUCGACGAUGUCAUCUGUUGUUACUGGUGCAUCUCCGGCACAAUACGUACGGGGUCCAAAUGGACAGAUGCGGCUGCAGAAGGCCCCUUCUGCAUCUUCAUUGCAACAUUCGCCGUCAUAUAAUUCCCUCGGUUCGCCUAUGAGUCCAGGCGGGGCUCAGAAUGUCCCGACUGGGCAACCGUCGAACCUCCUUCCGCCGUUGCCACAUCCUGGGUUGGACCUCGUCGUCAUCGUUUCGGUACCGACGCCCCACGCUUGGCAGUUGGCGACUGGUUCAGCAUCUCUCAAACUCAACGUGCUCCGAUCGACACUGGACUUCAUCCUCGGCAACAUGGGUCCGAGAGAUCGCCUGAGCUUCGUCACCUUCGAAGUUGGCUUGCAGGGCCGUAUUAGAAGGACACCCUUCUUAAGCCCGGGCAAGUCGACCAGCAAGAGGAGACUCGAGGCUUUUAUCGCGGGCAUGGCGAAGGAUGGCAAUGAUGAAUUCCUAGUCCCACCCACUAAGGAAGAGAAAACAGAUGUCGUGACUGCUGUAAAUAACGCUCUCGACGUGGUGCUGCAACGCAAAAAUCGCAAUUACGUUUCGGGCGUAAUUCUUGUGAGUGAUUCGGCCGAUACGAUGCGGAGGGCACAAAUGGACCUCGUCCUUGCUCGGACGGAGGCUGCGAAUGUUCCAAUUCAUUCGUUUGGCUGGGGCCGUUCGCAUGAUCCUGCGUGUUUGUGGUUGAUGUCCAACCAUACUCAGGGCACAUAUACUUACGUCAAGGAUUGGUAUGAUCUGCGCGAAUGUCUGGCUGGUCUCCUCGGCGGAUACUUCUCAAUGGGCUUGUUGAAUAUGAAGCUCCACUUGAAAGUGGUCGAUGGUACCCGCUUCCGUAUCCGCAAGGUAUCAGGUGGCCCUGGUGCUAUCGUGUCUUCCAGUGGUAGAGAUGUCGAUAUCGACAUCGGGGAACUCCGAUAUGGUGAACGCAAAGAAAUGCUAGUUGAAUUGGAGCUCGACAACCAGUCCGACCCCGCCGCAACUCGUCGUGGUCUUUCGGCGCUCAGUGAAGCCGACGAACUAAGAUCACGUGGUCCCCUCAAUGCGACGGAUCAGUUUGUCGCGCAAAUGGGUCUUGAUGCGCUUUCGCUCAACGAGCCCACUAACCUGGUGGACGGUGUGAUGGAUCGCAUGAUUGACGAAGCUCCGGUUUUCGAAGUAGAUGGCUCGUUCUUCGAUCCAGUUUCUGCGAAGAACGUCUCCCGCCUGGUGCACCCUGUCCUCCUGACGGUGACACUGAUGCCCUAUAGUGGUCGACCGCAAACCCCUCAUGGUCAGUCAGAUCCCCACAUUGUCCGGCGGAGGAUGGAGCUUCUCGCAUCUGAGAUGAUGACUCGAGCUCUUGUUCUCGUCUCGAGGAAAAGCUUUGAGCAAGCUGGUCGUAUCCUCGCGGAGACGCAGCGGAUUCUGCGUACUGUGUUGCACACUGUUACGCAGAGCUUGCCGCCUCCCACAAGCGGUGGAAUGGGGCGAUCCCGCCGCGAACUUUUAAUUCUGGGCACUGUUCGCUCCCUGCAGUCUGUCCUGCAAGACAUUCAAGUCCUUACGGAUGCUCUGGAAGAUACAAGGGAUGAGUUCGCCUUUGAUCAACGCAACUUCGGAGCUCAACAAGCUAUGAUUCUGCGUGACCAAAAGAGCUGGACAAGUAGAACAGCAACUGAAAAGUUGUUCUUCAACUCGGAGUUAUCUCCGGAACUUGUUCAGCGUAGCGCUGAUUGGAUUGUCCGCGAGUAAACACGACUGUCUCCCACAUCAUCUUCAAUUCAUCUGGGUUUGUUUCUGUGGUCGUCAACGUGACUCUGUACAUAUUAUUGACGAGAAUUUGCGUUCUGUCUUUACCAUUUUCUUUGCACUUUUGCUAUUGCAGAUAUCGCUUUCAUGCUGCUCGUCGCUGAGGCCGAUGUUGCAGACCAUAGGUUCGUUCCCUUUUUUGAAAUCUGAAAUUUGGUUUUGGCGAUGCCUCCUGCUCUUUGCGUUCCUUGACACUCUCCUCGCU
Dacryopinax primogenitus is the source of this 3629-nucleotide messenger RNA. RefSeq lists its product as uncharacterized. Bases 5 to 3367 code for a protein of 1120 amino acids. The record is from RefSeq and is a predicted model, not a curated record. The transcript is spliced from 7 exons. Gene Ontology annotation, cellular component: cytoplasm; nucleus; division septum. Gene Ontology annotation, molecular function: guanyl-nucleotide exchange factor activity. Gene Ontology annotation, biological process: establishment of cell polarity; septin ring organization. Lineage: Eukaryota; Fungi; Basidiomycota; Dacrymycetes; Dacrymycetales; Dacrymycetaceae.